AUGGUAGACACUGUCCUUCGCCCCCACCUGUCAGAGCGGUUUGAUGCUGACGUUGAAGACCGAGGAUUCACAGGGAACGAGACAAUGGAGGGGGUGAGGGUCUCCUUGACGGCCCGCAUGGUUCUGGACAGUCAUCUGACCACUGUGUUCCUCCCCAUUGUCUACAUAGUGGUGUUUGCUGUGGGGCUGCCCACCAACACCAUGGCCAUCUGGGUCUUCCUGUUCAGGACCAAGAAGAAGCACCCUGCCGCCAUCUACAUGGCCAACCUGGCGCUGUCCGACCUGCUGUUUGUCAUCUGGACGCCCCUGAAGAUCGCCUACCACUUCAACGGCAACGACUGGAUCUAUGGAGAGAGGCUGUGUAAAGUGCUGGUGGGCUUCUUCUAUGGGAACAUGUACUGCUCCAUCCUCUUCAUCACCUGUAUCAGUGUCCAGCGCUACUGGGCCAUCGUUCACCCCCUCUCCCAGAAAUGUAGGGACAACCAGGUAGCCAUUGGUGUCUCGGUCGCAGUCUGGGUGGGGGUCUGGCUGCUGACCACCCCUCUCUACCUCUACGACCAGACAGUCAAGGUGACCAACCUCAACAUCACCACCUGCCACGAUGUCAUCCGGCCCAGCCAGAAUAGCAUGGCCGUCGGCUACUUCCUGACCAUGGGAACCCUGGGAUUUGUAGUUCCCACUGUGGUGUGCGUGGUGGCCUACGUUCUGAUGCUCAAGUCGCUGAGGCACUCCAUGACGAACGCCAGCAUCACCAAGAAUCGGCACAAGGCUGUGGUGCUCAUCAUCACUGUGCUGGUCAUGUUCCUGGUCUGUUUCACCCCCAGUAACAUCAUGCUGCUUGUGCACUACUCCCUCCUGCUGGCCGGAGUAGUGAACAAUGGCUAUGGCUUUUACAUCACCACCCUGUGUCUGGCCAGCCUCAACAGCUGUGUGGAUCCCUUCAUCUACUACUUCAUCUCAGAGGAGUUCAGGGAGCAUGUAAAGAACAUGCUGAGGUGCCGCAGCGAGAGGACAGUGGCGAGGAUGAGGGUCUCGUUCAGCGCUCUAAAGUACUCCAAGAAGAAAAGCACCUACACCUCAGACUCAGGGAACACACAGAGCAGCUCCGGUUAG
This is a messenger RNA of Coregonus clupeaformis (lake whitefish), 1113 nucleotides long. Its product is annotated as proteinase-activated receptor 2-like. Gene Ontology annotation, cellular component: membrane. NCBI's taxonomy places the organism in Eukaryota, Metazoa, Chordata, Actinopteri, Salmoniformes, Salmonidae. Gene Ontology annotation, biological process: phospholipase C-activating G protein-coupled receptor signaling pathway; thrombin-activated receptor signaling pathway; positive regulation of Rho protein signal transduction. The transcript is spliced from 2 exons. The record is from RefSeq and is a predicted model, not a curated record. Gene Ontology annotation, molecular function: thrombin-activated receptor activity. The coding region runs from base 1 to 1113 and encodes 370 amino acids.